GACUGCAGCCAAGAGAGUGAUUCUCCUUUCCUGAGGUAUUCUGAGAUUGGACAGCCCAGCAGAGUUGAUAGCAUGAAUCCUGUCCUUUCCAUCUCUCUGCCCCUAGUAUUUGCCUUGACUUUGGGGCAAAGUCUGGCUCUUUGUAUCCCUGUUGACUAUGUCAUCCAUGUGGAGAAGAGAGAAUGCGGCUACUGCUUAGCUAUCAACACCACCAUCUGUGAAGGAUUCUGCAUGACCUGGGACAGUAAUGUUAAGAAGCUACUGCCCCGGAGAUCGAGUGCCCUAUCCCAGGAUGUGUGUACAUACAAGGACCUGGUGUACAGGACCGUGAUGAUACCUGGCUGUCAAUACCAUGCUGUCUCUUACUAUUCCUAUCCUGUGGCAGUGAGUUGCAAAUGUGGGAAAUGCAACACUGAUUACAGUGACUGUGUGCAGGAGGCAAGUGGAGCUGGUUAUUGUGCAAUGUUCUAGAACGGGUGUCAAACUGGGCUGGAUGUGUCACGCGCAGGCCAUGCCCACCCCAGCUCCACAAUGGCAAAAAACAUCGCGAUACAUCAUAA
Messenger RNA from Protobothrops mucrosquamatus (brown spotted pit viper), 560 nucleotides. RefSeq names its product thyroid stimulating hormone subunit beta (gene TSHB). The record is from RefSeq and is a predicted model, not a curated record. Gene Ontology annotation, biological process: G protein-coupled receptor signaling pathway. The transcript has 3 exons. Lineage: Eukaryota; Metazoa; Chordata; Lepidosauria; Squamata; Viperidae. Bases 73 to 471 code for a protein of 132 amino acids. Gene Ontology annotation, cellular component: extracellular region; cytoplasm. Gene Ontology annotation, molecular function: hormone activity.